AUGAGGCCAAUCACACUCAUCACUCAGCGACAAAACACCAAGGUAUUGGUGGAUUACCCUGAACCAGCGAAGACAGCGGAACCAGUCCCUAGAUUACAUCGACAGCUCCCAAGGCACCAAUAUCCCUUGGUUUCGUUACUCCGUGCAGCACAAGGAGUCGGACUGGACCAAAUAUCUAGAGAUUGUACACCAAAUCACUACUAUGCAAUGAAUUCUCAGCUAUUUAGUUCCCAAUAUAACAACCAACAACAAUUUAUUUCAAACUAUUUCCCAGUCCAUAAACCAAAGUCGCGGCGUAUACGGUCAGCUCAACCCUCUCAUAUUACUGGAGAUAACUUAGUAAAGAUAGCCCUUAAUCCUAGUCAACCUGAUUCCAGGAUCCCUACGAUUUUCGUUAGUAACAUCCGAUCUAUUGCACCAAAAAUUGACGAACUAGAGUGCGUGGUUAAUCAGAAUGAUUCAGACAUAGUAUGUAUUACAGAAACGUGGUUAUCUGACGAGAUACCUGAUAAUGCAGUUGCAAUGCAUGGUUUUACCUUGUUCCGGAAAGAUCGUGAAAAACGCGGCGGAGGUGUAGCAAUAUUUGUUAAGUCCAAUAUUCAAUGUAAAAGACUAUCAGUUCCUGAAAUUCCUGGGUCCGUGACUGAAAUUAGUUUAUGGUUACAAAUGAGGCCCUGUCGACUUCCGAGGGCAGUGUCAUCCAUUCUGAUUGCAGUUGUUUACCACCCACCACAUGCGUCGGCCGAUGAUAAUUACAAGGUUUAUAACCAUAUUCAAGGUGCUGUUGACUCGCAUUUAGCUUGUCAUCCAGACAGUCUAAUUUGCAUCGUGGGCGAUUUUAAUCCCAAUUCAACCAAUAUAUCUUCCAGCCGCUUUCGUCAGUUAUGCGGCCUGGCGCAGAUUGUAAAAGUUUUCACAAGAGAUUCAGGCAUCCUUGAUUGGUGUUUAACAAAUAAAGCUAAAAUUAUGUCUGUACCCGAGAAAUUACCCAACAUUGGCUCCAGCGACCAUUACUGCUUUGUUGUCAGGCAGAAAUUGCCUCGAGCAAAACCACCGCCCAAAGAGAUUAUCUUUAGACGAGACACCCGUGAUAGUCGAAUUCGAGAAUUUGGCCAGUGGAUAACCUCGUUUUCAUGGCAAGAGGUAAUCUCGAAAGGUUCGUGUCAAGAUAAAUUUGAAUGUUUCCAUCGUACUCUUUUAGGAGCUGUUGAAAAAUAUUUACCUAUGAAGGCAGUACGUAAAUGCCGCUCCGACAAGCCUUGGAUGACAAGCAAGAUAAAAUCAUUGAUUAGGAAAAGGCAAACAUGUAUGGCAAAAUAUGGGAAGGAGUCCUCUUCCUUCAACUUUUGGAGAAAUAAAGUUGCUCAAUCCAUCAAAGAAUGUAAGGAAUCGUAUUAUAAGUCUAAAGUUAGAAACCUAAAAGUCACGGACGCAAGCAAAUGGUGGAGAGAGGUUAAAAAUUUCUUUCUGGUAUGGCUGACAGAAAUAACCAAUGGUUUGAGCACCCCAUUGACGGUGAAACUGUAGAUUCCGUUAAUACGUUAUGCAAAGAAUCAAUCAUUUCUUUGUAAACCUCACGAAAGAUUUUACGCCUCUCUCACAGGACGAUGUUUCUAACUAUUCUGCUGGUGAUUCUGGUAUUGCGGAUGAUCUCUUGGCUUCAACUGGCGAAGUUUAUAAAUCCCUUUGUUCUUUAAAGACAGGGAAAGGCCCGGGACCGGAUGGAAUCCCGAAUGUAAUUCUAAAAACGUUUGCCUUUGAGUUAGCGCCAGUAAUCGCUGAUAUUUAUAACUCAUCCUUAUACGUGAUGCCUAUUUGCCUCCUCUAUUAAAGAGAGCAACUGUUACACCUCUUCCCAAACAAUCUCCACCGGGCUCCAUUGAAAAUGGUAUCAGACCCAUCUCACUCACUUGCGAAAUUGCUAAAGUGAUGGAAGGUCUCACCUUAGCGAGAAUCCUGCCAUCCAUUAUAAGUCACUUGGAUAACAAAAAAUUUGCUAUGGCUGGAAAAUCUACGCAGCAGGCUAUAGUAUAUAUUAUAUUUUUGGUAGGUACUUGGUAUAGACCACCCAAUUCUCCUAGAGAAUUAUUAAAUCUAUUUGAAAACACAAUCGAUCGAAUCGAUGCUGAAAACUCUGAAUUAUACUUUCUUGGAGAUCUAAAUUGUAAUUUAACUUCUCAAAUCUCUGAUGCAAACACUUCUGAUUUGUUAAAUAUCCUAGACACUUAUGGUUUGACACAAUUAAUCUCUGAACCAACUAGAAUAACACCAGUUUCACAAACCUUAAUUGACCUAUGCAUUACUAAUUACCCAGAGAAAGUGACCUCUUCCGGUGUCCUCUCGCUGGGUAUAAGUGACCAUUCACUUGUCUAUAUCAUUCGCAAAUCUGGUUACCCAAAGACAACGGGAAGGACCAUUAAAUGGAGAGAUUUUAAACACUUUAAUGAGACAAACUUCCUUGAUGGUCUUUCCCAGCUAAAUUGGGAUGUUAUUCAAAAUUAUGAUGAUCCAAACGACAUGUGGAGAGUUUGGGUUGACAUGUUGAUGAACGUGAAGUGAAGUGAAUAAACAUGCCCCAAUAAGGGAGACUAGAAUUGGUAAAAAAAGAUCCCCUUGAAUCACUCCUAAUAUACUACAACAAAUGCGUUCAAUAGAUUAUUUUAAAAAGAAGUUUGAAACCACUAAAGACAUUUCUACUUGGAAUUUAUAUAAGAAAGCUAGAAACGAAGUGAACAACAAUCUGAAACAAUUGAAACGUGACUAUUUCAGUACCAAUCUUGACUUAGCAAAAAAUGACCCGAAGAAAACCUGGAAUCUUAUAAACCAACUUAAUUCUCGUAAUGUUAGCAAACGCUCUACUGUUAAUAGAGUGCAGAAGUAACAGAUACGCAUGAAAUAGCUGAGGCAUUUAACACACAUUUUACCGAGAUAGGUGAAAACCUGGCUAAAAGUAUUCCUAUAAUUGAUGUCAACCCAAUAUCUUAUAUUAACUCUACAAAUAGUGUGUUUUCCUUCAAGACAAUUGAGAUUAACUAUGUUAAAGAUUUGCUUGGAAGGAUAAACACAAAAAAAUCUAGUGGUCCCGACAACAUUCCAUGCAAAUUACUAAAGUUAGCUAGUGAUGUUGUAUCCCCUUCCCUAACGCAUAUAUUUAACAAAUCACUUUGCACUAGCAUAUACCCAAAAGAAUGGAAAAUCGCCAAUGUCACACCUAUCCAUAAAGAUGGUGCCAAACACGACCUCAACAAUUAUCGUCCAAUCUCAAUUAUUUCAGCCGUUGCAAAAUUAUUUGAAAGUAUUAUUCGCUACCAAUUUGAUUACUAUUUAACGUGCAAUAAAUUACUGAAUAAAUGUCAGUCUGGAUUCCGAACAAUGCACAGUACGGUCACUGCACUGCUCGAAACAACGAAUAGGUGGUUGAUAAAUAUCGACAAUGGACUACUCAAUGGUGUAGUUUUUAUCGACUUAAAAAAAGCUUUCGAUACUAUUGAUCACGCAAUUCUUCUGGAUAAACUUGCUCAAUACGAGGUUGCUGAAAACGCAUUAACAUGGUUCCACUCUUAUCUAACAGAUCGUACACAAAGAUGUUGUGUAAAUGGACAUCUAUCUAGUAAUCGACCAAUCACUUACGGUGUCCCCUAAGGUUCAAUAAUAGGUCCCCUUUUAUUCUUGGUCUAUAUCAAUGACUUGCCAAACUGCCUGAACAAUGGCUUAUCGAGUAUGUACGCGGAUGAGACAAAUAUUAGCUUUCAAAGCUUUAAUCUUUCUGAUCUUGAAGAAAUUAUGAACACCGAGCUGAGUAGUUUAAACACCUGGCUCAAUGCGAACAGAUUAAGCUUAAAUAUUACUAAAACUGAAUUCAUGGUCAUUGGCUCUCGACAGAGGCAGAUGUACCAUGAUGUUAACAAUCUUAAUAUAUGUGUAGAUAAUACUCAAAUUAAAAGAGUACAGUACACGAAAUCCUUAGGUGUAACAAUUGAUGAAAAUUUAACUUGGAAGAACCAUAUUGAUACUAUCUGUAAAAAAGUAUCCUCAGGAAUUGGUGCCCUCAAACGAGUGAGGCGAUUUGUAAACAAGGAAAUUGCAGUGAAAGCGUACAAAGGCUUAAUUGAGCCUUACCUUAAUUACUGCUGCCCGGUUUGGGACGGUAUUGGCAGCGAGCUGAGCAGUAAGUUACAAAACUUACAAAACCGUGCUGCUCGCAUGAUCACCGAAAGCACAUAUGAAAACUCCUCGAAUUCUUUACUGCAGGAGUUAAACUGGCACCAGUUAUCUCUUAAUCGCAAAAAGCAUAAAGCAAUUCUUACGUAUAAAACUAUAAACAAGAGGGUACCAGAAUAUCUACAAGACAUAUUUAUUUCGCGGUCUUGUCUUUACAGAUUGAGAAACAAUGAAAAUACAUUAUUUGUCCCUAAGCCACAUACAGAUUAUCUAAAGCGCUCACUCAGCUACGAUGGAGCUGUUUUAUGGAAUAGUUUACCAACUGAACUUCGUUCGGCACAAUCUGUCAGUGCUUUUAAACGAGGUCUAGAAUGUUGGUUAGCUUAGAUUCACACACGGCAAUCAUGUAAAUCAGUACUGUUCUGUCUUUUGUAAAUAGCAUUUGUAUUUUUUUUCCCUUUUCCUCCUUUUUCUAUACUUUAUUUAUAUAUAUCUAUAUUAUGUAAAUUUUUACUGAUGAUUCUACCGUGUCAAAAUAAAGUUUAUAAUAAUAAUAAUAAUAAUAAUAAUAAUAAUAACACGAAAUCGUGAAAACAUUCGUUGACGUACGUCAAUGACGUCAUAAUUAACCGGUAAAAUUAUGGGAACCACUGAGUAUUUUAAUAAAAUAUAAAACAAUGGUAACUUCGAAAAUAAACAUUUUAAUAUUGUCGCUUUCCCGCUGGUCAUAUUCAGCAAAUUUUCUCCCAGUACCGCAGGCUCGCAUUUUCAGCGAACUUGGUUGUGAAAAAGUGAAACUUUUGCAUUUUGCACAGAACUGCCCACUUUUUGUAAGAUGUCCGCUGACAAUACGAGCCCGCACGAAUGGGAGAAAUUUUGCUAAAUUUGACAAACGUGUUUCGACUAAAAUUCAGUCAUCGUCAGGAAAUAUAUUUCAUAUUUUUUAAAUUUAUAAUCAUUCCUGAUGGUAAGUGGUAACCGGCAUAUGAGCGAGUCAUGAAUUUUACUGAUGGAAUUUUAUAGGAAUUUUACUUGUAAGUUGUGACGUUGUAACUGAAGAUUUAAGGGCUUAAGUGAUUUCGUGUGCUUGGAAAACAUGAUUUACAUCACGAAACAAGAGAAGGUAUCGAUUUAUUAUUUAAGCCCGUUUUUGGGCGAAUAUUUGUUCGCGCGAAGCGAAAACCAAAUUUCGGCAAUGUGAUUGGUCAGCGACAACAUUCGCCGCGAAAAAGUUGGAUCAGUUCCUACUCUUUUACUUGUCGCUUCGCGCGAACAAAUUCGCCCAGUGGAAAACGUCAUUCUAGUGAUUGUCAUUCUACUUCCUGUUAAAUAUUUGUUAAAACUCAGUGGUCCCGUAAUUUUUACCGAUUACGUAUGACGUCAUUGACAUCAACGAAUGUUUUCACGAUUUCAUGUUUGUCAAUAGAGCCCCACCCCCCGCUUCGGUAAAUUUAGUUCUACAGCACGGUGGAAAGCCUUGCAAAGUCUCUAUUGCACUAUUCGUCGACUAUUCGUACUAUUCGUCGACUAUUCGCGGACUAUUCGCACUAUUCGUCGACUAUUCGUACUAUUCGUCGACUAUUCGCGGACUAUUCGCACUAUUCGCGGACUAUUCGCACUAUUCGUCGACUAUUCGCGGACUAUUCGUACUAUUCGUCGACUAUUCGCACUAUUCGCACUAUUCGCUUCACUAUUCUAGUUUUAUCAAUUGCUUUUUGUAUUGCAUUAAAUAGUAGUCUUAGACAGUAUUGCACGACGUUUUUGUAUUUACAAUAAUGGUGUGCACUACUAGUACAGCCGCAAUUUGUGGUCACGCAACGUUAGGUAAACCUAAACGAGUUCGACAGACAGUUGAUUUUUUGUUGACAGACGAUGAGAAUAACGGUAAGCAAUAAUGUAGACUGAAAUGUUCCUUUUCUACUUCCGAGUGUGGAAAAUUCCGAGACACAGUAGACUGUUCUUGCUGGCGUGAAAGAAUGGCAUAAUAGUUAUCACUUGCAAAUUUAUCACCUUUUAAAGCUUGUCGGAAAGAAGAAUAUAAAUUAAUUCUAAUUUUCAGAGCCUUUCUAAUUUUAUUGUUUACUGAAAAAAGGAAUAACAUUGAUUAAAUAACUGAGACGUUCAAAUGGGUUACAUCUGUUUGCGCUGAAUUGUUUUGUAUUAUAUCAAAAUAUUCGCACAUUUUUAUAUGCAAUAAGAAAUAAUAACAGAACUGUGACUUAUUUGAAUUCUAGUUGCAUUGAUAAUUGUUUCUAAACCUCGAGACAAUUCAGUUGUUAGAAAACUAUCCAGAGCGAAACUAAAGAAAUAUUGACAUUUGACAUUACAGCGAGUAAACAUUUCUUUCGGCCAGGGCCUAUAUGAUUUUCCCCGAGAUUUAAUUCGUACAUUCUAACGAUACUUUUAUAAAACAGUUUAAAAACGAUGACAAUUCUGUCUGUAGUAUGACUAAUUCUGAGUUUUCCAAUUUCAUUGAACAUUGUUAUUUGUUAAACAGGAAAAGGUAUUUGUUAAAGAGGUAAACAAAGUGAACAGAGCGAAGUAUGUAUAGCAUGUCACAAUCAGGACACGUGGCAUUGAGGCCCGCCGAAGACACUGGACACACUGGCAUUGAAUGACUCUAUCCGUGAAGCCAAACUGUACUCAAACAAUUUGAUUCAACUGCCAAAUCAAAGAAUAAUGAUGAAAGACAUAUAUUUACAUAAUCAAGCUUCAUUCAAUGUAGUGUAAGGUGAUUUUAUCAAUACUUAGGUUUACCAAUAAAGUAUGCUCGAUUUCGACACAUUUUCAAAUUUUACAAAGUUUGCGUGCUUGUCAUUUUUGUCAAAUGGUAAAUCAGAAAGAUAUUAUUGGCGAUUUGUGUUGACUAAUAAAUGUUAGUAGUUUAUACAAAAGUUAAAGUCAUGUGCCAAUCGAGUGCCACGAUUUUGAAAUAAGCUUUCAAAGUUGAUAUAUUUUGAGAAGAUAUCCGUUAUCCGUUCAGGAGGGUCAAUAACUGCUCUGUUUUGUAUUUUAUACCAAAGAAUAAUUAUCUAAGUCAUAUUACCAACAUAAAUAGAAGGAUAAGUCUAUAUUUCUGAGCAAAUAUUUUGAAAUUUAGGUAUGAAUUUGAUUUAAAAAAUAGCGCUGAAAAUAAUAUGUCGAGUUCAAGUUGGUUACCGGCCAAUCGAACAUCAAUCGCCCCCCAAAAUAAUUUAAAGGAAAUUUGAGUAAAAUGAAAUCGAUUUUAGUUGUUCCCAAGGAUAGAUCUUCAAAAUACUAGAGUAUGAGAUAAAUCUAUUUUUGAGCCCCAUAUUGACCUGGAGGUUUUUACGGAGACAGCCUCUUAAUGACCGCUCCCUUAUUUUACAAAAGAACUAACUGCUACCAGAACUUUAGCUAAGCUUUAGUACUAAAACUAUAAAUACACAUUAUAUAAAUUAGAUUCCAUUAAGUAGUAAGUAGCAUCAAACAUUUAUUUAUUUAUUAACUUUACAACCAUACAUAAAAUAGAUUAAACCACUACAAAAUAUGGUUGAAGGUAUGGUCAACAGGACAUGAAUAGCCCCAUGUGAAGACCAACCUUAAUGAAAACAAAAUAUAACAAACAUAAAUCAAAGACGAGAGCAAAUAUACAAUUUACAGAAAACAUGACGAAUUACGAACAACAGCUUACGUUGAAAGAGCGGCACUUAGAACAGAAGGCUUUCCAAGUGCGCAUUCUGUUUACAUCGAAAGAUGAAUGAAGUAGAGAAGAGUAAUGAACAGUUUGUCUGUUUUUAAAGGAGGAAACGGAUGAACUAUUACGAAUGGUGGGAGAGAGAUUAUUCCAGAGAAAGAUAAUUCGGUUGAAAAACGAGUUCCUAAAGAGAGAAGUCCUGCAAUGAUUAACAUGAAGCAAGUUGUCCGAACUUGAACGGGUGUGAGACGAGCUGUUUGAAGAAAAAGUGACGAAAGAGGAGAUAUCUAGGUCGAAGAGACCGUGCUUACAUCUAAAAAAGAAGACGAGAUCCUUUAGUUCCAUCCAGUAGGAUAUUGGUAAUAGAUUAAGCUUCUUAAGGCGUUCAGGAUAUGGCAACUCGUAAUCCUGAAGGAUAAAUUUACUAGCUCGUCUUUGAACACCCUCGAUGAUCGCAAGAUCACGUGACGAUCCUUUAGGUGCCCAGAUCUCACUACCAUAUGACAGUGAGAUCGGACGAGAGCAAGAUAAAGAAGCCUACGACAGCGAUUAUCAGACAUUUGCGUACAAUUCCUACGAAGAAAACCAAGCAUACGAUUGGCUUUUGCAGUGCAGCUGGCGAUGUGAGUGAUCCACUUUAGGUCAUUGCUGAUAACAGCACCCAAGUCUACUUGGUUAGCUAUGCUCUUAACUGGAUCGUUGUUAAGAAAGUAGCAAUGAGUUGGAGGGUUACGUUUGCGGGAUAUCCUAAGUAGGAGCGUCUUCGAGACAUUAAAUUUCAUUUUCCAGUUAAGUGACCAGUUGGACAUAGCGUCCAGGUCAAGCUGAAGGAGACCACGAUCAACUGGUGAUCGUAUAGCACGAUAACACUUGCUGUCAUCAGCAAAAAGUGCAACGGUACUGUUAUUGGUUACCUCUGGAAGGUCAUUUACAUAAAGAAUGAAUAAAAGAGGACUAUUACACUACCUUGUGGCACCCCAGAGGUAACAUUAAGAAAAGAUGAGGAAGCUCCUUUAACGACAACACACUGUUUGCGAUCACGAAGGUAAUCAGCAAACCAGUUAAGAAGUGGACCUGAGAUUCCAAACGAUUUAAGUUUUAACAAAAGUUUGCUAUGGGACACCGAGUCAAACGCUUUAGCAAAGCCGAGAUAAAUCAGGUUUGUUUCCUUUCCAGAGUCAAGAGUACGACCAAGGUCGUUAAGUACACUCAAAAGUUGAGUAUCACACGACCUUUUUCAGCGAAAGCCAUGGUGAAGGUCGUAAAAGGAGUUUUGAACAAAAGAAGAAAUCUGACUGAAAAUUAAACGUUCGAGAACUUUUGAGACUUGAGGGAGUAAGGAAACUGGUCUGUAGUUAGUGACCUCAUGAACAUACAAUUCCACAUAUAACAGAAUUUUAUAUAUCAGCACAAAUUUGAUGCAUUCUAUUCUAUUAAUGAACUAGAUUAUAUACGAGGUUUCUUGUAGUUGCCUGCAUAUUUCAAGUUUAGGAAAACAGAAUGGAGACAUUUCGUGGACACAAUCUCCUGCAUCCGGUCGUGAUGUUGUUUCCAAAAUAAUUAAUGUACUAUAUGCGCCCUUGCAUGCUUUAUUACAGUAAGGGUUUGGCCACCUUGCAGGAACACUGACAAUCUAUUUUUUGACAAUCAGUUAAUUAGAAGAAUUGAAAAAGAAUUGGACUCCCAAUCAGCAAGAAGAUUGCUGUUAAAAAGAAAUGCUACUUGCUAUUAAAGUUGUUAUUUGUCUGGAGAAAAUAAUUCCUUCCAUGCUGCAGUCAAAAUGUUUUAUACAACAAUGUAUUCUUAUGUAAUGGUUCAGCAUUUAAAUUUACAUCACAUGCAGUCUCUGCGACGUAAUUCAAGAGAUAAAUUAUCAUUGCGUUUGAACUAUUAUAUUAGUUGGUGUUAUUCUGAGCGAUUAGCGAAUAUUAUUGGAAAGAGCUAGGGCUUCCAGAUACGUUGAAAUCACCAAAUAUAUAGCUCAUGCACACAUUUCUCCAUUUCUUCGUAAGUUUACAGAGCAGAUUUUAUACUUCGGCACUAAUCUUUGUCUUUGAUGUGAACAUUCAUUCUUCUAGUUAAAGGUUAUUUGAGAUUGAUCCUGUGAUAAGUCUUCUACCAGCAACCCAAAGAGAAUAUUUCAUUUUAGCGUUGUCUUUGCCGUUACGUUUACUUUGCGUUACUUUCGUUUUAAAUACCAUGAUCGCGUUAAAAGAAUUAUUUUCAGGCCUGUAACAUAGCCAAAAGACUAUAGCAUUAACGUCCUUCUGAUUUUUUAUAGAUAUCGCUGGAACAGAAGAUUUUAGAAAGCGUUGUCUGUAACUUUUCAAAGUUGCAGGCGAGAUAUGUUGUUUACGUCCAACACGCAUAAGAUUACAUACCUCAAAAAUUAAUGGUCAACGGUCUUUUAUUAAAAGGAAGACUGGAUAAUAGAAAUUGGUCCUUUUGAGUGACAUUAUCAUUUGUCGUAAUCGAUCCGUGUCGUUGAACAAUGAAAAAAAUUGUCGUGAAAUUAGUGAAGAUAAAAAUAAUAGCAAUUUGUAAAAUUGUGUGGCUCUUGUCAAAACCGGUGUUGCCAACAACAUAGUUUCUUAGCACUAUACUUGUCGCCUUUAUUCUGAUUGUAAGAUCCUGAUACAAAGUUAAGACUAUAUUUGUUGUUAUUUGCACUCGACUGAAUAAUAGUUAGGCGCUGAUAGGGCGCACCCCUCAGAAAUUCUGUCGAUUAACUCCCAUUAUCCUAAUCUAUUAGAUUUAUUUUUAGUAGGUUUUAUCUUUCUUUAACCUAAAAAUAACAAAAAAGUUAAAUUCACAUCCAAAAUGCUGUGUUUUGGCCUCGUUGAAUAUGACCGCCUAUCCAAAAAUGGCGAAUAUAGCUAAUAUUUUACCCAUUUUGGUUAUAUUAUGUAAAGAGAUAACAAAACAUUUUGGAUGUGAUAUUUUUUGGGUCUUUUACAUUCAAAAGACAUACUUUUAUGUUAUAGCAUAUCUCAGAUGUCCAUUGUCACUAUUUUACUUUCCAAGUUGGCAUUUCUGUGCCAUAUGAAAAGACAUACAACUGAAGCUUACCUGUCUCACAUAUAAACUAUUAAACUAUCCAAAUCAUUUUCAAGAUUCCACAUCACUGAUUUUAAAUUCAUAUCACUGUGACAGUGUCAUUGUUGUAAUAAUGUGUCGCAAUUGUGCAUUCUGUUGAAACUCUAGCACUUUUUGUUAGCAUAACUUCUUUAGUGUAAACAUAAAACGUUACACUGAAGUCGACCAACAAAAGUUAUCAAAGAAAUUACCAUAUCAGCUGAAUGACGAAAUAAACAAAAAUUUCCGAACACAAUUUUUAGAACAACUAUUUUACUGUUUUAAAAUUAUAUUUUCAUAAACAAAAGUUUGUAGACAAAAUACGAAAUGGCAGCCAUGUUUUAUACCAAUAUACUAUAUGUGUUACAUGAAGUGUAAGGCAGAUGAGCUACGAGCUACGAGCCUGCAGUAUAGUUUUGAAAGCACAAUAUUAACUUUGAAAAUCAUGGCAAUCAGUAUGAACUGUAUGCAAAAGUUUUACUCUCAAUUGGAAAAUUUCUUGUACGAAAGUGUUCAAUAUUAAUAACUUACUGACCGAGAGUGAGGGCAGUACGGGAAAAUAUCCAAUCGAGGUCUUGCUGUAUUGACCGAGCGAUAGCGAGGUCAAUACAGCAAGACCGAGGUUGGAUAUUUUCCCGUACUGCCCGAACGGUUGAGGUCAGUAAGUUUUUUAUUAUAUGGCAUUGUACGCUUGUAAAAAAUGGAAGAAAAGGUCACGCGAGGGCAAAGUACAAAGUCCGAAACAGUUUGAAAAAAAACAAUUGUAAAAAAUGUUCUUUUGUUAAUAGUAAAACUGCUCUACAGUACUUUUAUAUAGAAUACUACUACAGUUUGGAUAGUAUUUCAAGAAAAAUACGUGUAGUAUAAAUAAGUAUUUUAUAUAUGGACUAUUGUAUAGUAUGUUAUAUUAUAUGUUAUACUAUAUAUUUUACUAUUUUAUAUAAUAUGUUAUGGAUAUUUUACUUUGCAAAUCAUGUGUAAUAAUCCAUCUUUAUAUGUUCUCUAAUUACAUUAUGUUAUUUAUGUCCUGGGAAGUGAUUCAGCCAAAAAAUACUAUCCAACCAACAUUUUCCCAUUUUUUGGCUCCGACACCUUGUUUGACAAAUGUCGGCAAACGUCUGGAAAACUUUGCAUUUUCAGAAAAUUUUUGUCCCAGUCAUGACGGCAGAGGGAAAAUAUUAAAAGUCAAGAAAGCACAGGCAAAUGGGAUCAUUUGUUCAGGAAUGGCGGAUAAAUAUUUAUAGGGGUGCGCUCAUUGAGCGCACCCCCGGUACAAAUAGGGUUAAGCCCAUAUAUGUCGUAGGCGUAAAUUCCAAGGCCAAAAAUUUGGCAACUGUUUAGGUUAGAUAGUAUUAUUACGGAAGUUAUUUUCUAGAACUUAAAGACGUGUUUUUGUUAUUGUCUUAUCACGCGGUCUUUUCAAAAUGACUCUGGCUUUCGUUUCAAAACACAUGGAUUUACCGAUGGUGAAUAUACAUUUUACAGGUUACUGAUCGAAAGCUUGAGAGAUAAAUGUGUAAGGUAAAAAAAUAUAAAGUUACGUUGGAUAUAAAAAUACUAAACUAUAUAGCAUCAAAAAUAUGGCUAUAUACGAACAUUCAAUUCUUUCAGUGAUUUCUUUUGUUAAGAAAGGGUCUUUAAUUUCUGGCCUAACGCUUCCGUAUCACGCUCACUGCUGUUGUUCCCUUUAGCUGUGAGUGAAUAAUUGACUGUUGGUAGUUUAGCACAAAUUUUAUGUUUUGAAACCGUUCUGAUUGGCUCCCUCAGCAGAAACUCUGAGGCAAUACUUACUGCUCUGAGCACUAUAACUAUUGCUUUAAAAACAAAUGGCUUCCAAAAGUCCAGUUGCAAACAAAUCAUCGAAGAAAAAGUUGAAGAAAUUAAAGCACAUACUAUUCCUUUAAGGUUACCGAACACCUUUGAGUGUUAAUUUUGCCUAAAAUUUUUUUAUUGGUUUCAGUGAAAGUAUUAGACUACAAUCCUGGUCAAAACUUUUGGCGCACUUGACACAGACUGUGCGAAAUUUGAUUCCCAUUUCAAUAACAAGCAUAGCAACCCCUCCUUUCCCCCGUUCAAUGUUGUGUGCUGUGUGUUAGACGUCCAAGGUGUUACACAACAUUGAUUGGGGGGAUAGGGGGAUGUCUGAACAUGAAAUUGUGCAUAAAAUGCGCAAGUAUGUAUAUGGUAAUCAGAAAUGAAGUAAAAGUUAAGCUAUUUCGACUAAGUGCGCCAAAGAUUUCUGACCAGGAUUGUCUGAAUGUGCAUUAUCUUACAUUUCCAUUUUUAUUUCAUAACAAAACAUUGGUCUUAUUCCUUGAAUCGUUAGUGAACCUUUAAUAAUGUUUUGCGUAUUAAUAACGUGCGUCUAAAUAAACAAUAAACAUUUAUAAUAUAAUAAUAGGCCUAAUAAAAUAUAAUGAUAAUGACAGAUUAAAGGUGCGCAAUUUCAUACAUAUAUCCUUUUUAGAAUUUCAACUUUAAUCUUACUUAAUCUGACAACAUUAUGGGCGUGUAAACAUUUUGAAAAGUAUUUAAGCCGUAAUUUGAGGUCUUGUUAUACAUUUCAAAUACUACAUUUGACGACUGAACUGCUUAUUUGAACACAUGCAUUCGCAGAGCGAAUAUAAUGGCCUCACUGGGUGUUCGACAACAAAAAAUUGUUUAUCUCAUAACUUACAGCAGAGUUGAUUUUACUAAAAUUGCUUCUAAAGAUAAAUUCGCUGAGGCAGUCAUAGAAAGCUGGGGAAAAUGUGGAAUAAAAUUAGCUUUUUGGGUUGUCGCAAUGGAGAAGCAUGCAAAUGCUGCCAGCAGUUGUGAAAGUAUUGAAGCGAGUGAUUACCAUUUUCACAUGGCAAUUAAGUUGCAGAGACGGGGACGGUGGUUAAUGGUAAGAAAUAUUUUAGAUGAUGUCCACGGACUCAAAGUCAAUUUUAGUUCGAACCACAAUACAUACUAUAGUGCGUACAAGUAUGUUACGAAGGAAGAUCCUGAGCCAUUGUUUUCAGACGGGCAUCCUGAUAUCUCGAAUGAUGCUCCCAGGACCGAGAAGGCAAUUGCAUCUCGUUGCAAGAAGGGCAACGUUGGAAAGAAAGGGAAAAGAUUGAAAAAGCGUGGCGAAAGACUGAGUGUUUUCGAUGUGACGCAGAUAGUUCAAAAGAGAAGCAUUCAGAGUCGUCUUGAGCUGGUAGCGUUUGCUGUGUCACAAAGUCGGGAAGGAAACACAGCUUUGGCAAAUUUCGUGGCAAAUAGAGGGCAUAAGUGCGUCCAAGAAGCAUUGUCCUUAACGAAAGAGUUUGCAGAAGCCGAAGAGAGAUUAUCGCGUUCCAAAAAAACUCGCAUUCAAAUUUUAAUCGAGUUUCAAGGUGCUAAUUGCGUUCCAGAUUGUGAAGGAAGAUGGUAUACUGCUGCAGUAACGCUUAUGGAACAUCAUGGAAUUAUGAUUUCAGCGUUUGCCACGGCAAUCUACACGGUUCUGGAGAAGGGGAGGGCAAAAUAUCAGAAUAUUUACAUUCACGGACCAGCAAACACGGGGAAAACCUUCAUUUUGUCACCUCUGAAAGCAAUUUACAAUGCGUUUUGCAAUCCUGCAACUGGUUCAUUCGCAUGGAUCGGAGUCGAUGAAGCAGAAAUAAUUUUUCUGAACGAUUUCAGAUGGGAUCCAAAGAUUAUUGUCUGGGCUGAUUUCCUUCAAGCUCUUGAAGGAGAUAUUGUUCAUUUGCCAGCCCCUAAGAACGUAUGUCCCCGAGACAUUGAACUUAAAGCUGAUAUUCCGUUCUUUGCCACAGCAGACGCACCUAUCGUGCAAGUGAAGGGUGGCUCAAUUGACCGAGCUAAUACGGACAUGAUGAACGUGAGGUGGCAUUUCUUUCACUUCUGGAAGCAAAUUCCUCGCGCGGAACAACAAAGAUUGACACCAUGUGGACAUUGCUUUGCUAAGUAUGUUUUAGAUAACAAAUUAUAAAUUAAAUCGCAUUAGUCAUUGACGUAAUAAGUACUUACAACUAUGUUUCACGCGCAGAUAUGUAUAACAUAACGUCAUAGGUCCAUACAUCACUCCAUCAAAAAAUUCAUUGUAAAUCUAUUAAAUUUUAAUAUUUGCUAAUAAUACAACGAUCUUUGAUAAUGAUAUUUAAUGGUGAACUCAUUUGCUUUGAAAUAAAUAAAUUAUAACUAUAUCUUGCAUUAUUUUGAACAGUGCUCCCCAUUUUCCUAAAGAAUUCAGUGAGAUAGUCAAGGAAUUUAAGCUAAGUUUGUGGAGUACUGAUCUUAAUUUAGUAAUAAUGACCUAAAUAAAAUUUUUAAAUGAAUAAAUGCAUUUCCUCAAGCAAUGCAAACCACUUUGUGUAUCCGUAAACAAAAAUUUUUGCAUCCUUGGCAAAUAAUUAGGAAAUAUCAAGGGAGCACUGUCUGUAAUUUUGCCUUGCUGCACCAUUGGAGUCACGCUGUGAAGACGUGUAAUUGUACUUUACAUUUGAUCUACUUGUUGACAGCAAGAUAAUUGCCUAUUUGCGCAAAUGGAUACACCUAUUUUAAUCAAUACUGCCCUUAGUCUGCCUUGAAUUACUAUAUAUAACAGUAAAAGAUAAAACUCCUAGUAUUUUAUGCGAUUUCCUCUUGCUUUAAGAACAGCAUCUACUCGACUUGACAGGCUUGAAAUAGUACGAUCGAUUACAUCAGUUGAGAGAUUUUCCAUGGAUUUUAAAACCCGCGCUGUAAAGUCUUGAAACGUUUCCGACGUUAUAUUAUUAGCAAUUGCUUCAUUCUCGAGACUUUUCUUUACCAAGUGAAAGACAUUUUCAAUUGGAUUCAGGUCAGGCGAUCUAGCUGGAAUCUUGUGAAAUUCAGCCUCGACUUUUUCCAUUGCUUUUCGCGCUGCUUUACUCGUUUGUGAUGGGUCAUUAUCCAUGAGAACAUGACAGGCGUCGACCGUUCUUUUUACGUCCGCACUUUGCAAAACAAGUAUUAAAAUGCUUUGCAAUGAACUCUGCAAAGAAAUUGCCAUUCAUUUUCUCAUAGGGAACUUUGAGAACCACACCUUUCCCGUAAGCUAUAGCGACAAUUACGUGCAGUCUCUUUCCACCAGCUAAUUCUUUAGAACCUUUCCCUGUCACCAAUAGCCCUUCUGACAUUUUUCUCCAAACCCUUGCUUUGGGGGCAAUCACGCUGUUCAACGGAUUAUGUUUGAAAACAAAAGAAACACCAUCCAAGUAAAAUGCUACUUCAUUUUUCCAAAAACUCUUAUUUUGGUUCAUGUAACGCUUCAUUUGUCAGCUUGAAUAUUUCAUACGUAAUAUUUUGUCUCUUUCUGUCACUAAUCCCUUUUUGCGUACCUGAUAAAACCCAUAACCUUUCUCGUUCAAUCUACGCGAAAAUGUGCGCCGACUUGCCAUUUGUAACGUGAGGCCACUUUCCCUUACGAGUGUUUUAACAGUUACGUUCGGAUUUUCCUUCCUCGACUUUUUCAGGCAUCUUAUUAAUUUUCUAACAGAUCGCGCGUCAACUUUUCUUGGGCGACCCUUGUUGCCUUUUAACUGUUUAGAUCUCAGCGCAACUGGUUGUUGGUCUUCCCUCCAUAUUCUUGCUACUGAUGAUGGGCUUAUAUGACAUUUUCUCGCGAUCUCCCUAUUCGAAAAACCCGAUUCCUUUCUAUAAUAAAGUACUAAAGCCCUUGUCUUUGCUGUGAUUUUUCUUGUGUAAACCAUCCUUAAAUGAAUCUAAUUAUCAAAGUGCAUAUUAUUCAAAUUUAUUUUGUAGCCUGCCUCAUUUUAUAUAUACGGGAUUCUCAUGAUUCAUAGUAACACACCCCACAUAUGACGUCAUAAUUAUCAAUAUUAUCAUGACGCGCACGCUAGGCCGUUUUCAAUAACUCCCAACGAAAAAAUCUAGAACACGCCACCCAAUAUACGUUGAAAACACGUUACUAAUGCUUCGGUACAUUCUGAGUCAAAACUGUAUAUGUAUAUAAAUUUUAGUUUCAUUUUUAUAUUCGGACAAUCCUGGUCAAAAAUUUUGGCGCACUUGACAUUGACUGUGCGAAAUUUGACUCCCAUUUCAAUAACAAGCAUAGCAACCCCCCUUUCCCCCGUUCAAUGUUGUGUGUUGUGUGUUAGACGUCCAAGGUGUUACACAACAUUGAUUGGGGGGAUAGGGGGAUGUCUGAACAUGAAAUUUUGCAUAAAAUUCGCAAGUAUGUAUAUGGUAAUCAGAAAUGAAAUAAAAGUUAAGCUAUUUCGACUAAGUGCACCAAGGAUUUCUGACCAGGAUUGUAGUUAUGUAUGAGAUGUCAACGGUCCAGUUAAUUUUGAUGCUGACAGAAUUGAUUGCCUAAAACUUAAUCCAUUACUUCUUGAGAAACACAAAAAUGUUGCCCUAGCCAAACAUUUUGAUCCUGAUUCUAAUUUCUUUUCUGACACACUUAACUGUGAUUAUUUUAUUGAAAAUACUUAAAAUGAGAUGUUGAAAACGAAAAUUCUGCAAAGUAAUAGUUUAUUUCAUAUAAAUGCACGGAGCCUUAGCCAUAAUUUUCAGCCACAAGGGAGAGGUGAAGGUGCAGAUUCUUCACAAGUAAGACCAAGAAGAGGUCGCAGACAGCUUGUGCCUGAAGAAAAUGCAGCACAGAAUCAGGCCAAUCAUGAAGAACAAUUAGUGGUAAUGCUUUAUAUUUAGUAAUUUAGUAUGUUUUUCACACACUGCUGGGGGACUGUGUUUAAGUGGGCACCAGGCUGUCCGAGAAACUUUUUUGUUUGCCUCGUACAGUAUCAACCUGACUUAUUUCCUGCCGACCCCAUAACAGAAGGAAAGUGUUACUAAAGAGUUAUUCCUUUAUAGUAAUUUGAUAUAAGCUAAUAAGCAAAAACAAAGAAUUUGUGUUUUGAAAAUUAGAGUAUGCACUUUCAUUUGUGAUCAUUUACAGCAUUUUUGCUGUAACAAAAAAAUCCAUGUUACAAUUAGAUACUAUUUUCAUUAUGUCAGAAUAGAGUAAUAGACCAAAAUAGAUUUAGUACAAUAAUUAACUAAUAUUUACAAAGUCAAUAAUGUAAAUUGAUACAAGAAUAACAAGAUAAAUAUAACAACCUAAAGGUUGAACAAGACAGUUGGCUUAUCCUUAUGACAGUAAAUUAAAUAAUUAAUAUAUUACACUUUGAAGACAAUUAUCUUUUUAUUGUAGAAUCUUGUGGAGGGCCUUAAUGUGGAUGAUCUGAGGAGGUUGGCCUUAGAGUUGCUACGACGACAACCAGCAGCAUUUGCUGACAUAAUUAAUGGAGAACUUGCUGCUGGAGAUGGGUUACCUGCAGAUCCGCCAAAUCCCCCUCCAAAUGAAAAUGUGCCAGAGUGGUGCAAGUGUGGGCAUUGUGUUGUAAUGCCUACACAGGAAGAAAACAAGUGUUGUACCCAAUCAAGGCGUGCAUGUGUCACAACAACAACAUUGUUCCCACAGUUUGUAUUGGAUGCUAACAUUCUUGACAUUGCCAUGCGGUACAGGGAAGAUGUGUUGGUUUUAGACAAUGCCCAUAACAAUGAAAAUUUUCGUCAUGCAGCUUACAGGCAGUUUGUCCUUUGGCAACAUGGGCAUUUAGGAAGAGGCAACAGAAGGGUUGUGCCUAGUUGUUGUGUGACAGCUAUACGAGCCUGUUACCCUUCUCCUAAUGGAAUUUAUACUGGUUAUAGGCCAGCUAGAUUGUAAAUAAAUAUUCUUAUGCCAUGGGUGCCAAAACCAGUAGAAAUAAAAAAAAUUAAUCACUGUUUAUUGUAGGUUAUCGAAUUAGUUUUCUAAAGGUGUUAUAUGCAGGGAAACACAUGGUGGUCAACCGUAUAUGUAUCAUGUACCGUUAUGACUUAUAAAGUGCAAAAGGUCAAUACUUAUAGUAAGUGAACAACUACUGUAAUCCACUACGGUAACUGUGUUUCUUUGACCAUCAUGUGCCAAGAGUGACGUCAUAUUAAAGUAAAUAAUCUAUUACCUGAAAAUAGGAGGACACUUUCUUUGAAAUUUUGAGCAAAUACCAUUUGUGAAGAAAUCUAGUAAAAAUACCAAAUUCUCGAUAAACCGCUGUUUAGGCCUUUCCUCAAAACUUCAAAGUUUUCCCCCGUCUUUCAGGUUGUUCGAUAACCUACUAUAAACAUCGAUAAUGGGCGUCUGUGGCAUUUGUUACGUCCAAUUCUCAGUACAGGCUUAUACAGUAUGCAAUGUUGUUCAAGGGUCAACGCUUUGCCGAAAGUUGUGGUUCUCCUAAGCCAUUUAACCCAUUAACCACCAGUACUCUACCACCGACAAGUAAAACUGUCUGGUGUUAGACAGAGUAAAUACUAAAGUAGGGUGCAUUUGGGCAGAUCGACUGUUAAUGUAUAUAGUGGUUAUAAAUUUUCUAUAAGAAAAACUAACAUGUUUGCAUGGCUUGGCUUGAGGUAUACUCGCUUUGCCCAUUUAGGCAUAGGAACCAAUCACAAGAGUUCCUCCGCUCGGUGCUGUCUGACUGACUUUGUAGCUUAGUGGUUGAGAGUACUGCACAAGAUUUGCCAAAGCGUAGGUUUGAUUCCUACAGGAGGACCUACUGUAAGUUGCAUUUUUUGCAAUUCCCGGUUAGGUCUACAAAUACCAACCAUCUUACAAUACAACUAAUUACAUUAAGCAUACUGUUCGAUUUAAAGUGCAUUUUCAUUUUAGGGCUUCGAAUUUCUAAAGUAUUCUAAUACCCACAGGGUACCACAUUUCAAAUUUAUCAAAUUGCCUUGUUAGUUCUAUAAAUUUUAAAUACUGCUAUUUUAGGUAUCAAAGUAGAUUUCAAAUUUGAAGCCCUCAUUUAAAAAUUUAAAUGCCCAUUAGCAAAUUUAAAAUCUUGAUUGAUGGGCCUCUACAAGUGAUUGUACGGAAGGAGGAGGGAUGAGAGAUAUAUUUGGUGCAAUUCUCCUCGGAUCUUCCUCCAGAAUACCAAUUCUUUGACUCGCACCACCUGUGGAGUUGGCUCUCUUCUCAAAAAUCUUUAGAAAGAGCAUCUCAAUGUAAGAGUACUCUUUGGGUUCCAACACUUUAACAGCACACCAUUGCUUUGACCUCUUGCUUUGACCUCUUUAACAGCAGACCAUUGCUUUGACCUCCUGCUUUGACCUCUUGCUCCAUCCUAAAUAAAAUUUUUUUUAAAUUUAAUUGCAAAGAUGCUUGGUAGCAAUUAUAUCAGAAAGUGAUGGCGUAAUGUGUAUUGGUUGACACUAUAGUGAAUUAAACAUAUCUCGGUUUUGCCUUUUGGGUACAUUUAACUAGCAACUACUAGAUAAAUCAGGAUAUUGUAUCACUUUCAGUAAUUAUAAAUAUUUCUAAACAUACAGUACAAUACCUUGGUCGACCAUCUGCUGUGGUUGCUACAUCUCUGUUCCUGUGGUGGUUAAAAUCAAUAGCUGCCAACUGGUUCCGGAGACGAUAUCCAACAAACCUAUAAUUCAAGAUAGGGAUAAACUUGUAUUUAGUUUUAGUAAAAACUACUCACAUUAUACUGUAGUCACUUUCUGUACGGUAUGUCACUACUUAUUGAUACUGUAAAAAUAUAGCCAACAGCCAUCUUUUUGGUUUACUUCUUCACAAUUUUAUUAAUAAAUUAUCAAAAACUUUUUGAAACUUGUUUUCUUACUCCUUUUUUUAUGGAAGCAGUUAGAUUAUUCACUCUCUCGAUUUCCAAGAAGUGAUAUUUGAUUUGGGCUUUACUACCAUAGACAUAGUGAUAGAAAUCUAUAGUGUUUCUGUGUUUGUAAUCUAAUUGCUUAAAUUAUAAAAAAUAAAUUUGUAUACCAAUAUUCAAUAGAAUCACUGAAUAGUGACAAUACAAAACAAACAUGAUACUCAUACUGUACAUACGUGUAAGAUUGACGCUUUGCAGCAUACAUUAAUAUAUGGUUAUGGAACGAUUCCAAGAAUCCAGUGUGCCUAUAUAGAUGUGAAAAUGGAGAUAAAUUGUUUGUUUUCCAGAAGUUAUAAAAAACCAUGCAUGCAGUUACA
This is a messenger RNA of Paramuricea clavata, 20882 nucleotides long. The record is from the annotation of a GenBank genome assembly. Lineage: Eukaryota; Metazoa; Cnidaria; Anthozoa; Malacalcyonacea; Plexauridae.